Molecule: messenger RNA, 2828 nt
Organism: Oryza sativa Japonica Group (Japanese rice)
Lineage: Eukaryota; Viridiplantae; Streptophyta; Magnoliopsida; Poales; Poaceae
Product: receptor-like protein kinase 5
Biological process (GO): protein phosphorylation
Molecular function (GO): protein binding; ATP binding; protein kinase activity
Source: RefSeq, a predicted model, not a curated record
AUGGGCAAGGUGGCUGCCAUGGACAAUCCCCACCUUGUUCAUACUAUCCUCCUAGCACAAUCUCUGCUUCUCUUCACCUGCUUGUUCCUCCAUUCCAAUUGUGAAACAAUCACUAGGGAUGAUGAGAAGGCCGUCCUCCUAAGCCUUGAAAGAAGCUGGGGAGGUUCGGUGACCGUGAAUUGGAGCUCUGUCAUAUACGAAGAUCAAUGUAAUUGGCCAGGUAUCAAUUGCACAGAUGGCUUUGUUACAGGAAUCUCACUUACUGGCCAUGGACUCAACAACUUACCAGCGGCUAUCUGUUCAUUGACGAAACUUUCACACAUCGAUCUCUCUCGCAACAGCAUUUCAGGUUCUUUCCCUACAGCUCUUUACAAUUGUUCAAACCUUCGGUAUCUAGACCUCUCAUAUAACACUUUAGUUAAUUCUCUCCCAUCCAACAUCGAUCGGCUAUCACCAAGGCUUGUGUAUCUCAACCUUGCAUCGAAUAGUUUAUCAGGGAACAUCCCUAGUUCAAUCGGCCAGCUUAAAGUGCUUACUAAUCUAUACCUUGAUGCAAACCAAUUUAACGGCUCCUACCCAGCAGAAAUUGGGAAUAUUUCAGCACUUCGAGUUCUGCGCCUAGGUGACAAUCCAUUUCUUUCUGGGCCAAUCUAUCCACAGUUUGGAAAUCUAACAAACCUGGAAUACUUAUCCAUGAGUAAAAUGAAUAUCAUUGGCAAAAUUCCAGCUGCUAUGUCAAAGGCUAACAAUGUAAUGUUCUUUGAUUUAUCUGGCAACCACCUCAGUGGGUCGAUUCCUAGUUGGAUUUGGAGUCUAAAGAGGCUGGUGACCCUCCAACUAUAUGCAAACCACCUGUCUGGCCAGAUUAAUGCGCCAAUUGAAUCAACAAAUUUGGUUGAGAUUGAUGUUUCAUCGAAUAACCUCUCAGGACAGAUCCCAGAGGAUAUCGGUCAGCUUGAGGAACUAGAAAGACUGUUUUUGUCCAACAAUCAUUUCACUGGUUCAAUCCCCGAUAGCGUUGCCUUGCUCCCAAAACUUACUAAUGUGCAGCUUUUCCAAAACUCCUUCGAAGGCAUCCUGCCACAAGAACUGGGGAAGCAUUCUUUACUCUUUAAUUUGGAAACCCAUUAUAACAAUUUCUCUGGAACGUUACCCGAGGGUCUUUGCUCUAAGGGGGCCCUUGCUUAUAUCUCUAUGUCAGCCAACAUGUUUUCCGGUGAGCUUCCAGCAUCUCUCUUAAGAUGUAACAGUUUGAAUUAUGUCUGGCUUUCCAAUAAUAAUUUCUCAGGAACGUUUCCAGCUGGCUUAACCGAGGUACAGAUCCAAGAGGUUAACUUAUCUGGCAGAUUGCCUAGCAACUGGGCAUCAAAUCUGGUAGAAAUUGACCUUAGCAAUAACAAAUUCUCAGGUAGACUCCCAAACACAAUUAGGUGGCUAAAGUCACUUGGAGUCCUAGAUCUUUCAGAAAACAGAUUCUCUGGCCCUAUUAUACCAGAAAUUGAAUUUAUGAACCUAACUUUUCUAAAUCUCUCUGAUAACCAAUUUUCUGGCCAGAUUCCGCUUCUCUUGCAGAAUGAAAAAUUUAAACAGAGUUUCCUGUCCAAUCUUGGGCUGUGCUCGUCCAACCACUUUGCAGACUAUCCAGUAUGCAAUGAACGACACUUGAAGAACAGACUUUUGAUCAUUUUCCUUGCCCUUGGUCUUACUAGUGUUUUACUGAUAUGGUUGUUUGGAUUACUAAGGAUAAAAGUGUUACCCAGAAGACAAAACGAAAAUACUACAACACCGCGGUGGAAAUUGACAGCAUUUCAUAACAUCAAUUUUAAUUACCAAGACAUUAUCUGUGGUCUGGCUGAUAACAAUCUAAUCGGGAGUGGUGGUUCAGGAAAGGUAUACAAGAUAUGCCUUCAUAACAACAGUUACAGGUUUGUGGCUGCCAAGAAGAUAGUUAGUGAUCGGAGCCGGUCCAAUAUGCUGGAAAAGCAUUUUCAAGCUGAGGUUGAGAUUCUUGGGUCCAUCCGGCAUGCCAAUGUUGUCAGGUUGCUUAGUUCUAUGUCAUCCACUGAAUCAAAAGUGCUGAUCUAUGAGUAUAUGGAAAAUGGUAGCUUAUACCAAUGGUUGCAUCAGAAAGAUAUGCGUAAUAACAAUGAACCAUUAAGUUGGCCAAGAAGGAUGUCAAUUGCCAUAGACGCAGCAAGAGGGCUCUGCUACAUGCACCAUGAUUGUUCUCCACCAAUAGCUCACUGUGAUGUCAAGCCAAGCAACAUCCUAUUGGACUAUGAGUUCAAGGCAAAGAUUGCAGAUUUAGGUUUAGCCCGUGCGCUGGCUAAAGCCGGAGAGCCAGAGUCCAUCUCAACAAUGGUCGGAUCAUUUGGAUACAUGGCACCAGAGUUUGGAAGCUCGAGAAAAAUCAAUGAGAAAGUUGAUGUCUACAGUUUUGGGGUGGUUCUCUUGGAGCUGACAACAGGGAGGUUUGCGAAUGGUGGGGGUGGGUAUGAGAAUUUGGCACAAUAGGCAUGGAGGCGAUUUCAAGAUGAGGACUUCCAAUUAAUUGAUGUAAUUGAUGGAGACAUACAAGAUCCAGCCUACUUGCAGGAGGUGCAAUUAGUGUUCAAGCUAGGACUAAUUUGCACAGGAGCAAAGCCAUUAUCAAGACCUUCAAUGAAGGAGGUGUUGCAGGUCCUACAACGCUGAAUAAAAACCAUGCAUGCAGCUCACAUAUUAUCUGAAUUUAGAAUGUUGUCAAAUGCUAGAGAUCAACACAAAGAUGAAGAAAAGGCAUGUUUGAUACAAGUCUUGAAAUGCUUAACAUGUUCGAUGUUUUAUCC